This is a messenger RNA of Anopheles maculipalpis, 8121 nucleotides long. RefSeq lists its product as uncharacterized. NCBI's taxonomy places the organism in Eukaryota, Metazoa, Arthropoda, Insecta, Diptera, Culicidae. Gene Ontology annotation, molecular function: protein binding. The coding region runs from base 1 to 8121 and encodes 2706 amino acids. Gene Ontology annotation, cellular component: transcription factor TFIIIC complex. The transcript has 10 exons. The record is from RefSeq and is a predicted model, not a curated record. Gene Ontology annotation, biological process: transcription by RNA polymerase III.
AUGUAUACUGAGCCACAAAAAACACAACAACAACAACCGGCUGCAAUCACAAGCAGCGGAACAGGUAGCAGCAGCAGCAGCAGCAGUACGCGUUUUCGCCGACAAAAAAUAGUUCCCGCAGUGGUGGCUAGAAAAAUCGGUGCUAACAGCACGAAAAGCUCAGCAAAACUCACUUCGUUUAAGGAAAGUCCGAAGGAAGCACCUAGUCAAGAUGAAUCCAAGCAAGUCACAACUCCUAAAGAGGAGUUGGUAGCGGAUGUCAUCAAUUUGCCGCAAGUGGAAGCUGCACAAUCGCUCGAAGUUUCAUCAGCGUGCCAAGCCGAAGAGUCCCGCAGUGUUUCAGUAAAAGAUGAUGCACGACAGGAUGUCGCCUCCAGCAAUGCCUCCAAACCACCAGCCGCAUUCCGACGGAUAAAGCCAAAAGUUGCGAUACCGCAGACACAGAAACCGGUCAAAUCUAUUUUAAAGAAAUCAACACCCAUCAAAGACAACCCUACCGAGGCGGCGAAGGUCGAACAUGUGCCAAAGGUAGAAUAUACACUGGCAGCACAAGAGAACAGUAGUGAAGCUACGGUUGAAACCAGGUCCUUCGAUCCCACUAGCGAACAAUUCUUACCAGAAGAUAAAAAUCAGCAUAUGGACGAAAUAGUACGGAAGGAUACCAAUAUUGCCUUAAGUCCAACACAGCAGCCAAACUUAUCACCCUCUGUUCCAACCAUUCUUGCUACAUCACACGAAAAUGAAGAAAACCAACCAAAACAGGUGGCAGAGCAGAGUAAAUCGCCGUCGCCUAAAGAUGGUGUAUCGGGUCCAACAAAUAAUGUUCCAUCAGUGUCGAUUCUUCCGGCUCUUAACAAUGCUACAAAUCCCAGCAAUGCAACAAAUCUCACUGUCACCGCUACCAAAACAAUAAAACGUAGGAUUAAGUUGGAUGGUCUUGCGCCGCAAAUAGCGGAACUGCUCAAAGGUAGCAUCGGUAACAAAAAGUCGACCACCGGUAUAUCAACGCUAACUAAAGGGAAGAAGCUAGCUGCUGCAUCUUUUCCCCCAAGUACAUCACAUGAGAACGAAAAGAACCUGUCCAAUAAGAUGGUUGUAGAGCAGAGUCAACCGUUGGUCGAAAAUAAUAAAACUUCCGAUUCAGCUGAAGUAGAUAAAGUAUCCGUCCAAGAAAUGCGUAUCGAUAACGUACCAUCAGCUUCGCCUCUUCCGAUCACUAAUGUGCCACUUGUGCCAUCAGCUAAAAAUGUUCCCAGCAAUGGGACUAAUACCGGUGUUGCUCCAACAAAAAUUAUCAAAAGGGCCUAUAAGUUGGGUGAAAUAGCGCAAAUAGCGGACUUACUCAAACGUAGCAUCGGUAAGAAAAUGACCACCAGUAAGCCAAUGCAAGGGCGGGUGGCUGCUGUAUCGAAACCACCGGACCAUAAAGAAGAACUGGAAAAUGUAUCGUCGUUUCCAAAUGUCUUGGAUGCAAACCAAGAUACCAAGUCAUCGGAAGUGGCUGUCGAGGAGAAUAAAGCGUCGGUCGCAGAGAGCGUAUCGUGUCCAGCUGCAGCAGAUAAAGCCGUAGUUGAAGAAUUGCGUCUCGAUAAUAAUUCACCCCAAGCAACGAUUCAUAAUUCGCCUACAGAAACUGUCGUUACGAAACCACCAUCACCUACGGUGCAAACUCGAUCAACAGCACCAGCAGCAAAAAUGCCGAUUAUCGUUGGACAAACGUCCGGAGGUAAACAAAUUCAAAAGGUACUUAAGCUUACGCCCGAGCAGUGGCAUCAGGCACUGAAAAAUGCUAAAAAAGGAAAAGCCUCAUCGAAGGCUAAGGACAGCAGUAAUGUGUCUGCUCCGCCACAGCCAAACGCAAUGCCAGGAAGUACUCCAAUUGUGCCUCAAAAUGAGUCUCCGAUAGUGGCAUCAGCAGUACCUGUCAACUCAAGCAAUUCGAUGGAAGGAAGAAGGCUGGUAAAUAUUAUUUCAAACAUAGUUUUGCCUCCGGUAAAUGUGCCCCACAGUUCGGACAACAACCUUUUAGCGAAUUCUGACGCUUAUUGCUCUUUGACUGGAGUACCCAGCCAGCCGAAUAUUUUCAGCGUGUCUGAUGAUGCAGUAGCUAUAAACAUUCCUAUGACACCACCCGGCACAACACCAACAUACCCGAAGCUGAUUAUUCUGCAUCAACCUGCACCAGCUUCGGGUUCAUCGCCGUCUACAGGAAAGUCCAGCAGCAGGUUAAAGUUACCACAAGAUUCUUUUAGCGUUACCGUACUACCGAAGCACACCGUUCGGGCAGGACAUCCACCCUCAUCCACUCCUUCGUCGCAGAAGAGGCCCUUACCAACACCGGACGUAACCGUGCGACAGAUUUCCCCGAAAAAGAUGCCUUACGCUAGUGCUGCUCGAGUCCCGUUGCCCACACCAAUCAUUUCAGUCACCGUCACUCCGGCAGCCAAUGAUGAGGGAAGUAGCUGUGCUUUGGCCAACAAUCACCUUAACGUACCAAAUGAUCCUCGCAUCGUUCCCAAGAUUGUAAUCGAUCGCUGCGAUACGGCUGAGCCCGACGACAGCCAAGCAUCGCACUCGUCCACCUCCUCGUCAUCUUCAUCGUGCCAGAAUUCGGUUCCAAAGCAUCAACCGAAGAAACUUACCGAUAUCUGCACAACAACAGCACAAGCUAAAGAUUGUUUGGUCAGCUCGGUAAUGGGAUGCUCACCCGACAUCCGGGAUAAGUUACGUGCAAAGUCGUUACAAAAUUUGAGGAAGAAAAAAGAGAGCGAAAACCGGGGACAAUUGCCACGACAAUAUGCUGGUCCUGCAGCGAAGCACCUGCACCAAGGGAGCAAGGAUGCAAAUGUACUUCAACACAUCGAAACAUUUGGUGAUGGAGACACAACUGUUAAUCCUACGAAAACGGAUGGUAGCGCCGGUACUGAUUUAGCACUCAGCAAUGUCUCCAACAUUGCUUCUAAUGCCACUCUACAUUCUAAAACUCCCAACUUAGAUGUACAGUGCGUGAUUACUGAGGUGGCCGGACAAUCUGAAGCAGCAGUAGCAGCAGUUCCAUCGAGUGUACCGAAAUCGGAUAAACCGAAAAAGGAUCGUGGACCAGCAACCGCAAGCAACUCGAAGCAUGCUGAAACACAAGAACUCAGUGCUCCAAAUAACGGCUCCUUACACUAUGAUCAGCAGCAUGAUGAGCCAUUGGUCCAAAGUGGUUGCUCCGAUGGUAAUGCGCCGUUAGCAGGAUCAACAGUCUCUCCCAAUACGCAAAUCCCCCAAGCUCCGGUUGGUGAUUCGAUUCGUGAGGAGAAAAAGGAUUGUGAAUCGAAUGCAUUUUUCGGAUUUUCCAGUGCGUCCAUUGAUCGCACGGAACGAGAUUUUGAGGACAGGGCACGCACCAUUGAUUUGAUGCUAGCAAAAAGACAAUCCGAAGAAGGUACGAGCGAGAAAGAAGAAACAAGCGAACCACCUUCCCCCCCUAUGAAGGAAACUACAGACGAUUCAUGCUUUAACACGAUUGAGAUUACAGAAACGGCAGUACCUUUAGUACCUGAUCAAACUGACAAUACUCAACAAAUAGAAGAACCUCGGGAAGUUGGCGUGAACCUAACAGAAAUCCAACCGGAAACAACAGAGGUUCCACCAGAAUCAAAUCAGCACAACAGCGUCAGGGUGAUACCGAGCAGUGAUGAAAUGAUUGAAAAUGAGCAACAAAAUGACAUGCGUAACAUAUCUGCUGAGAAACUGAAGGACUGUUUGGAAGCUGAAAACUUCGAAGAAGAACUGAAAGCUCCAGAUCCUGUCUCUCAUGAUCCCGAUUUCCGAGUUCCACCAGCGGUACACCACGAUUGUCUUUAUCAGCCAGCAACCGGAGUCGAUUUGAUCGUCGCAGUAGCUGCAAUGAGGCGUGAUAAGCGUAUUUUUUCUGUUGAUGAUUUUUCGGAUCGGGAGUAUGAGAUUGGCUCGAGGGAACAAGCAUCUGUAAAAAUUCAACCCUCCUCAACACAAACACCAUCCACUUCAUCUCGGUGUGGUGGUAUUCCGCUUGGCCAUAGAAAGGAACGGAACAGGCGUAAAAGGUGGAAAGACGAGCUCAUUAAACUGUUGUGGAAGCACGUGAAUCAUGAAACUCUCGUAGCGGAUUUAGUGAGUCAAGAGAAACGACGCUUCAAUUACCAGUCGUCAUCCGAUGUGGAAUCAGAAUCGAAUGAGCAGUCAGAAUCGGAGGAGCUUACACAUUCGUCUGCUGAAUCAAUGGUGGAAGAAACGAUUUUAAAGCGAGUUCUUGCUAAUGUCAAGAAACCGGCAGUCGAAUGUGGCCAACAACAAACAACACAAAAUGACCAAAGAGAUGAACUGGAGCCAAGUACCACGUUCGUCGGUGAUAAAUCUACAGAAGAGAGCAAUGAAGUAGUGCCCUCCUGUGAAAGCUUGUCCGGUCGAUCGGUUGAUCCUGUAGCACAAAGUAAUGAGCCAUCCUUCGCUCCGGAGCCCAUUACUACAGUCUGUGAUAAAAUCGAAACGAAUGUCAAAACCUGUGAUACAUCGAGCAGUGCUGUAGCAGAACUGAACAAUACUCACACCGAACAAGUACAACUUGCACCUGUUAGUAGAAAACGUCGACGCCUGCUGUCCGAAGGGAUUAGACCUUUUGCAAAACGAAAACCGCUCGUACAGAAAAGAUCAAAGCUUAAUAGAAGGGCAGCGAUCGAUCAGUCGCUCCGCUGGUACGGUAGUUCGGAUGGUUCGUGUGACGAGGUAGUUUCGGAUUGCUCUACGGAUGGAUUGUCGACGGUAGAAGUAGCGACAAACAGUAGACAGCCAGCAGCGUCAGUUGAAGCAAAAAGUCUUCCGUCCGAAGUUAAAGAAGAACCGGGCAGAAGUAGGCUAAGCAGAAGAAGAUACUCGAGCAGUAGCAACAGCAGCACCGCCGGGAAUAGUGUCAGUCUCAGCCGGGAAGGUCAUCUGUCCGCUAGGGAAGAAUCAAAGUCAGGCAUGAGGCGCAAAGUGAGGCGCCGAAAGAAACGAACGACCACUGAUGUUGGUACCGUCGAUAGCAAUGUCCGUCCUUCCACGUCCACUACUUCCAACCUAGAUGGACAGUACGUGAUCACCGAGGUGGCCGAACAAGCGAAAACAUCGCGUGUACUCGACGUUAUUAACGUGAGGAACAAUCGCAUUGUCAAACCCGCAGAAGAACAAUCACCCGCCGAGGUGAGAAAAGAUGUGCCGAAAAAAGGUCGUGGACGUGGAACGAAGUCGAAGCAGGCAGAAGCUCCAAAGCUCACCGUGUCAAAGAACGAUACGGGCGGUAAUAACAGUACGUUAAACAAUGAUCCUGAGGAUGAGCCGUUGGUCAAGUGUGGUAACUGUGGUGGUGAUGUGGUAGCGGCAGCAUGGGACGAUCAUGCCAACUAUCACAAUGGAGCAGCGUAUCGGGUCGGGGUCGAUGCAACGCUGGACAUGAAAGACGUUAAAGCGAUCUCGACGGCAAUUUUACGCUUUAUGAAAAUUCACAACCGCAAAGAGUUGGCCUGCGAACGGUGCGGAAUGGUAAAGAAGUCGGGACUGGGGAUGGCAUCCCAUUACAUCUCGUGCGGGCUUACCGAGCUAGAGCUGGAGCAGAGCAAAGCGGCCUGUGUGCACUGUGGACGGAAGAUGAAAGCUGUGAGUCUGCUGGUACAUCAGCAGCAGCACUGCCGGGUGCUGAAGGAGCAACAGCGUCAGCUUGCUCUCGGCGAACGGGACGCUAUUGCUGCUGCUGGCGAUAAGGAUACAAAUGCAAGUGGCCGGAAGAAGCGAAAAUCGGUUGCCAGCGCCGAACGAAUGAUUAAAAAGAUGUCCAAGGAAAUCAAUGAAGACCCGAUCCGUGAGUUGAUGGUGGAAGUAACAGCCGAUGGAGUUAGCAACACCAUCCUCCAGUGCUGGCAGUCACAUCUGAAACAAUCGGAUGCAGCCGUCUGCGAUUCAAACGGCUGUCCGUUCUUUGGCAUGACAUCGGAACACAUGCGCCGGGAGCAUAGUACUGAGGACGGAUCCGCACGGAAACCACUGUACCAGUGUGGCAAAUGUACUUACAUGUCAACGAAUCAGGAAGGGAUCAAGACACAUCUUACCGCCGAGCACCCGCAAUUGAUGCGAGAGAUUGCAGCUCAACUGCGCCAAAUGCCGCAUAUGACCAGUGGUAACGAUUCCGAUGCUUACGCCGGGUAUAGCAGCACCACGGAUGAUUAUGAUAGCUUUGCGCCAGAGGAUGAGGAUGAAGGGAAAGGCACCAAAGGGGGCAAAGGAAAGAAGAGCAAAUCGAAGGCGAAAAAGACACCAAGUAAGGCGGGCAGUAAGAUCUCGACGGAACUGUUGUUGGAUUCUUCUAUAGUUUCGACCGGCACGGAGGAAACAGAUGUGUACAAAGAAAUGGUCCUCCAAGAGUCGAUUGAAUUCAAGCAGGAUAAGCACAAGUAUCACAUCAUGUCCGCAAAAUGGACGCAAGAGUUCCGCCGGACACAUUACGUGACACGGUUACUUUUCGCCGACUUACGCCCGGACCUGGACACAUCGUAUCUCCGAUCGAUUGCUUUCCUCCAUAGCUAUCUGCCACAAACAACACACUCCAUUCGGUACGUGCAAUGUAACUCCGGUCAAUACGAUCCGGGAUACACGUCGGAAAAGUUCGCGCAUCGGUGGCAGCAGAAGGCAACGUUCGAAGGUGAAGCCCUUGGAUGCGAAUCGUUAUUCUUCUGCGGUGGACCAGUUGUAUCACUCGACUGGUUACCAUUGCCGGACGAAGCUGGGAACGAUUGUGAUCAGUUUCUGGCAAUUGCUUGUAAGCAGCGGUACGAAGAGUAUUACAGCUGUGAUCAACUCGCCCUGCCCCGGUCACAAAAGGGUUUGGUACAGAUCUGGAACGUUGGUCCCAUACAAAACAUUGGAUCAUCGAAGAUUACGCUUCGCUGUCCUCAACUAGCGUUCGCCAUCGCAUGUGACUAUGGGCCCAUCUGGCAGGUAGCUUUCUGCCCUAGCGGAUGCUAUAAUGAUGCCGCCCAAGACCUUGACCGGCUAGGACUGCUGGCGGUAGCCGGUUCGGACGGGGACGUCCAUUUGUACGCAUUAAGCCGAAGCAUGGCAGGAAAUGAACACGAUUCGUCGUCACUUCGAAUUUUACCACUUCGACCAGCAUUGCUACUAUCGCUUAGUUUCUCCAUUGAUCCGCACCACGAACCCGCCUCCGACUUUACCGGACGGAGCGUGCAACGGAUUUCGUGGUCGCGGGAAAAGGGACACAACGUACUAGCGGCCGGCUACUCGAAUGGUGUCGUGGCAGUGUGGAAUCUAUCCGUCAAAUCACCAUUGCUCGCCGGGACGAAAAAUGGUAUCCGAACACUGUUGCCCGUGCACAAGAUUCUGCACUCUAGCAGCAGCUCCAUAACCGCACUGGAUCUACACUACAGUUCCGGCUCAAGGUUUCUAGUGGUUUGUAAUGCUGACCGCCGGCUGAAGGUGUACGAUCUCGGUUGCGGUCUGUACCAACCGUUAGAAACGUUGAGCAUGGUGGUGCGUAGUCGAAUCUCGGCCAUCCGUUGGAUGCUACACUUCCCGGUGCUGGUGAUCGCGUACGAUGAUGCACUGUAUAUUGACCGGUGUGCGUACAGUGUGCACCAGCCGCGUGAUAUUGGUUUGCGAAUGUUUAACAUAUUUACGGUGGGGUCGGAAAUGACCGAUCUUGGUACGAACGAUUGGCACAGUAUGAAUGCGGUGGCGACCAGUGGCGGUGAUUUGGUGGGCCAUCGGCCGGUGCCGUUUGUGCACGGUAUGAACUACAAGAAGCUACCUCAGAUUUUAACGACGACAAUCCCGCUAAAACUGAACGCGAUUGACGAUUCUGUUGACGUUUCGUAUUAUGGUGCGUUCGCCAAAGAGUAUGGCAUUAUAUUUUCUGACACUGAUAAGGUUCCCACCGCUAUGGACACAACGGCGCUGCACUUGAAAACGUGGCGUCGGGCUAAAUUCAACCAUUAUCCUUCUGUGCGCCUAAACCAAAUCCGAUGGAAUCCAAACUGUAACUCCUACACAUACUACGCCAUCGGCUACCAGGCAGGAUUCGUGCGCGUACGAGUGCUACGAACCUAG